Molecule: messenger RNA, 3081 nt
Organism: Fragaria vesca subsp. vesca
Lineage: Eukaryota; Viridiplantae; Streptophyta; Magnoliopsida; Rosales; Rosaceae
Exons: 5
Coding region: 1-3081 (1026 amino acids)
Source: RefSeq, a predicted model, not a curated record
AUGGAUAAUAUUGAAAAUUUGGAAUCAUAUAGAAUGUACAGAGAUGCAUGUAUAGGUGAUGAAUUUAUGGAACCUGUAUCUGAACUAACAGAGCCUAAUGUUGAAGAUUUAGUGAAAGAAGCAGAAUUUCCUUUAUACACUGGUUGUCCUUCCACAAAGAUGUCAGCAACAGUGAUGUUUUACAAGUUUAAGGCAAAAAAUAGUUUAACUGACGAUGGCUAUGAAGAACUUCUAAAGAUGGUUCGUAGUUUGCUACCUCCAGAUAACUUACUUCCUAGUUCUUUAUCUUCAACAAAAAAAUUACUCAAAGCAUUUGAUCUAGGCUAUGAGAAGAUUCAUGCUUGUGUUAAUGAUUGUUGUUUAUUUAGAAAGAAACUAGAGAAAGUGGAGACUUGUCCUACUUGUGAUGCUUCUCGAUGGAAAGUUAAUAAGCACACACAGAAGAUUGAGGAAGGGGUCCCUGCGAAGGUGUUGAGAUAUUUUCCUAUUAUCCCGAGGUUUAGAAGAAUGUUUAAGGACUCUGAAAAAGCUGAGCAGCUUACAUGGCAUCACACUCACAAAAGUCAAGAUGGGAAAAUGCGUCAUCCAGUUGACUCACUUGCAUGGAAGAAGGUUGAUAGCAAGUGGCCUUCAUUUGCAAAAGAUCCCCGUAAUCUUAGACUUGGUUUUUCAGCAGAUGGAUUUAAUCCGUUUGGUGAUCGUAAUUCCCAAUACAGUUGUUGGCCUGUGACCUUGGUUGCAUAUAACCUUCCCCCAUCAUUAUGCAUGGUUAAGGAACAUCUAUUGUUGACAUUACUAAUCCCUGGUCCUAAGCAACCGGGGAAUAACAUUGAUGUAUACUUGGAACCACUUAUCGAAGAUUUGAAAGAGCUAUGGGUCAAUGGGGUUAGUACAUAUGAUGCAUUCACCAAGUCUACCUUCAACUUGAAAGCUCUGUUGCUUUGGACGAUAAAUGAUUUUCCUGCUUAUGGGAAUUUGUCAAGGUAUUCCACUCAUGGAAGGAAAGCUUGUCCAGUAUGUGGUGUUCAAACAUCCUCACAAUGGCUGCCAAAUGGAAGAAAGCAUGCAUUUAUGUGUAAUAGGAGGUUUCUUGCACAUGAUCAUCCAUAUAGGUACAACAAAACUUGGUUUGAUGGAACUGAGGAACAUAGAGUGAGGCCUAGAAAGCUGACCGGUUCAGAGGUAUUUCAGGUAGUUAAGAAUAUUAGAAAUGAAUGGGGUAAGAAGGUUGGGUCUUGCACAAGAAAAAAGAAAAAAAAGGUCGGUAUUAGUAAUAACAGAAAAAGGAGAAGAAAUGGAGUUAAGAAAAGUUUAGCCAAUGAAAUAGAUGCUGAUUCAUGUGAAAAAUCGGAUGAUGAUGGUGAUGAUGACAGUGAUGAUCCUUUGAAGCCUUCAAAGAGAUGGAAGAAGAAAUCAAUAUUCUUUGAGUUACCAUAUUGGGAGAUUUUGUUAUUGCGACAUAAUUUAGAUAUGAUGCACAUUGAAAAAAAUAUAUGUGAAAGCAUCAUUGGCACUUUACUCAACAUGAAGGGGAAAACAAAGGAUAACCUGAAUUCUCGCAAAGAUUUGAAAGUGUUGGGUAUCAAAAAGAAAUUGCACCUAAAAGAAGAUGGUUCCAACAAAUGUAAAAGUGAUGCAGCACCUUACAUGCUUUCAAAGAAAGAGAAGAAAAUAUUUUGUAAGAGGCUAGCGAUGUUAAGAUUACUAGAUGGGUAUUGUUCCAACCUUGCAAAUCGUGUCUCUUUGCAAGAUAACAGGAUAACGAAUUUGAAGUCACAUGAUUGUCACGUUUUGAUCCAACAGAUUCUUGCAGUAGCUUUGAAAGGACUUCUGCCCAAAGGUCCUAGACUUGCAAUUUCCCGCUUGUGCUCUUUUUUCCAUCAGUUAUGUCAGAGAGAGACUGAGAAGAAAGAUAUAGGUAUUCUUGAUGAAGAAAUUGCAGAGACUAUUUGUAUGUUUGAAAGAUUCUUUCCUCCCUCUUUCUUUGACAUUAUGGUUCACUUACCAAUUCAUCUUGCACAAGAAGCUCUUAUUGGUGGCCCUGUGCAUUUUCGUUGGAUGUACCCCUUUGAAAGGUUUAUGAAGGACUUAAAAGGAUAUGUUCGGAAUCGAUCAAAUCCUGAAGGAUGCAUAGCUGAAAAGUAUUUGGCAGAAGAGAUAACACGUUUUUGUAGUGGAUAUAUUAAAGGAGCAGCUGAAAUAUGUGUUAAAACUAGACGUAAUGAGGAUUUUGAGGAUGAAACAAUACUUGAAGGGCGACCACUUGGUCAGGGGAAGCUAAAACCACUCAGUUCUUCUAUGUUAGAUAUUGCUCAUCGAUUUGUGUGGACUAAUACCUCAGAAAUCGAUCCAUGGAGAGAAAUGCACAGGGAACAACUGAAGUGUUCAGACACACGUCUUGAGCAUGAUGAAAACCUUCUUGAACAGAGACAUCUUGAUACCUUUAGUGGAUGGUUAGCUAGUAAGGUUAAGUUCGGUGAUAGUAUUGGUAUGUCUGAUACAGUGAAGUGGAUUGCUUGUCGGCCAAAAGCAGAUGUGAUUUCUCAUACAGGCUUUAUUAUCAAUGGGAACCAAUUUCAAACAGAGGCUAUUGAGAAGACCACACAAAACAGUGGUGUUUUUGUUGAGGCAGACACUAUUUGUCGAGCAAGUGCAAAGGAUAAUUUACAGAAGAUGGACAGAGUGUCCUACUAUGGUGUUAUAAGAGACAUAAUUCUGCUAGACUACCGUAAAUUUAAGAUCUGUUUAUUUGAUUGUUAUUGGGCUAACAUAGGAACUGGUGUCAAAGUGGAAGAUGGUUUUACAUUAGUGAACCUUCACAAGGGGCAACAUCAAUUCGAUCGAGACCCUUUUAUUUUUGCAUCACAGGCGAAACAAGUGUUUUAUUCAAGAGAGAGUGACACUUCGAAUUGGCAUGUUGUACUCAGAGCACCACGAAGAGGUUUUUUUCAAAAUGAUGGUGUCGAUGAAAGCACUGACAUACCGGUCGAUGUAUCAGAUAUAGACAGUGACAGUGAGUGUGAAGAUUGUGAUGGAAAUGAUAGUGAGGAAAUGAAUUCGGGUGACAGUGACUCUGAGUGA